UUUGCCAAUUACGCCCUUUCUCUCACCCAAAGCUCUUCGUGUCAUUACUUCGCCACCGCAUCCACCGGCCCUCUCUCUCUCUCUCUCCGCCCAUUCUCUCUCUCCUCUCCGGCGACCUCUGCCUUCUGGAUCACCGGCUCCGAUCUCCCCUCUCAACGAACCCUAGGUCUUCAACAACGAAGCAGCACCCCUCUUCCCCGCUCCGCGUUUCCUAAACCCUAACUCAAUCCAAUCCGCCAUCCCACUUUCCAUCUCCGACGCGCCGCUCGUUUAUUGAUUCAUCCUGCAUAUCCAGUAGGUUCUGGUUUGCAACUGACAUGAAUCUACAACAACCCGUACAGUCCAAACCUUCUGCUAAUGGUUUUGGACGUCGGAGAGGCGACAGGGAUGUAGGAUCUAAGUUUGAGAAUAAAUUUCAGUCUGGAAAAUCAAACCCCAACAGAUUAACUAAUACAAGAGCAGUAGCUGGCAGCAAAGAUGGAAGUUUUGGGAGUACCUCAAAUGAUCGAUUAGUGUAUUUAACUGCAUGUUUUAUUGGGCAUCAUGUAGAAGUCCAGGUUAAAAACGGAUCUAUAUAUAGUGGAAUAUUCCACUCAACCAAUGCUGAAAAAGAUUUUGGAAUUAUAUUAAAAAUGGCACGCUUGACAAAGGAUACUUCUUCUUCACGGGGGCAGAAAACCAUUGGAGACUCUUUGAAUAAGGCACCUUCGAAGACUUUAGUAAUACCAGCUAAGGAUCUUGUGCAAGUUAUAGCCAAGGAUGUGACGGUUACGAAGGAUGGACUGGCAAAUGAAGUUCAUCAAGAAAAACAAGAGGAACUUUUGAUAGACUCUUUUAUCUCACAAUCACGUAAUGUUGAGGCAGAAAGAGAAUUGAAACCAUGGAUACCUGAUGAUGAUGAUCCUCAAUUUCCUGAAUUGGAUAACAUAUUUGAUGGCCCAUGGAAUAGGAGUUGGGAUCAGUUUGAAGCUAAUGAAAAACUUUUUGGAGUUAAAAGCACUUUUGAUGAAGAAAUUUAUACCACAAAGCUUGAGAGAGGUCCUCAGACAAGAGAGUUGGAAAAGGAAGCUUCAAGGAUAGCCAGAGAAAUAGAGGGUGAGGACACUGAAGAUCUUCAUUUAGCAGAGGAAAGAGGCAUUUACUUUCAUGAUAAGUUUGAUAUUGACGAGGAAACCAGAUUCUCUUCUGUAUUUCGUGGGAAGGUGGCUGAUGAUGGUGGAUAUGAUGAGAGUGAAGAUAUAUCAUUCAAUUCACGUAACACUGAAACCUUUGGGGGGUCGUCUGACACCGACAUUAGGUUUGCAGAUACAUUCUCUGGAAAAUGCAGUGAUGUAGCUUCUGUUUCAAGCUCAGCAUCCUUGGAUCAAACACAACCUGCCCAAACAAAUAUUGGUGUAGAUCUAUCCAGAUCUACUCCCAUUAAUCAUGCCAGACAGCUGGCAUCUGAAACCUCGUGCAAAAGUUGCCCUACUUUGGAAAUUGAAAGCAGGAUCCAGGACAACAAACAGCAUGGGGAGAAUGAUGCGGAGGAGUCUGUAGAAAAGGAGAGGCAGACAGUUAACGACUCUCAAUUUGCAAAAUUUGAUGAUUUGCAGCCGUUAAAAAAAGAUGGAUCUAGUGAAGGGAUAUUGCCGAACGUUGCCCCGCAUGCUCCAUCUCGUGCUCCAUCAAAGCAUAAUGAGAAUUUAAAUCCCCCUUCUGAGAUAUCUGAUGAUCAAGAAUCUGGGAAAUCUCGUGUAGAAGUUCAAAUUUUGAACUCUUGCAGACGACCUGGUAGUUCUGCAUCAUUGACUUCAGAUGGUGCUGCUGGUACUUCUUGUGGUCCUGCAUUAUCUCCUAGCUCAUCGAUGGGAUCACUAUCCUCUGAAAAAUCAACCCUUAAUCCUCGUUCUAAGGAAUUCAGACUCAAUCCUAAUGCAAAGAGUUUCACCCCAUCUCAAGCACCCGUUAGGCCACCUUCACCAGUAUCUGAUGGUUCGUUUUACUACCAGGGCAACAUGCCUGCAGUACCCCAUAUGCACGGGAUGACUUAUGGUGUUGGAUUUGGACCUACAUUUGCAGGUCACCAGCCUGUUGUAUUUAAUCCAAUGGUUGCACCGAUGCAGUCACCACAUGCAUAUGUUCAGCCAAAUGGACCACAAUAUGCACAACCCAUGCUUCUUGGCCAUCCAAGGCACGCCAUGUACAUGCCGGGCUACCAACCUGAUAUGCCAUACAAGGGGCGCGAGUAUUAGACGGUUGCCCUGAUGCUGCUGCCUGCAGUUUUACUCCUUCAUAUCGGAGGCAUUGCUUUGAACAGACUCGCACCGAAG
Molecule: messenger RNA, 2312 nt
Organism: Momordica charantia (bitter melon)
Lineage: Eukaryota; Viridiplantae; Streptophyta; Magnoliopsida; Cucurbitales; Cucurbitaceae
Product: polyadenylate-binding protein-interacting protein 3
Biological process (GO): cytoplasmic stress granule assembly
Cellular component (GO): cytoplasmic stress granule
Molecular function (GO): mRNA binding
Source: RefSeq, a predicted model, not a curated record